AUGGAUGUCAGACUAUUUAUACUUCCUUUCUUCUUAAUUUUGGAUGGCUGCCAUGGUUGUUCCUAUCCACGCUUUAUUCAAAACGUGACAUGGCGAGACACCACUAAAGGCCGUGUUGUAUACGGAGAUACCAAGAUGACUGGCUGGGCUUUUAUGGCCUUUAGCCAGAUGAUCUCAGACUGGGAGUGUUACAUGAAGGACGAACAUUUUAUUGUGUCAAGGUCAACUACAACAAUCAAAGUGUUUGGAGCAGAAGUACAUGCAUAUCUCUGCCAGAAGCUGAGUAGAAUUGGCGAAAAUGCUAUAUACUAUUACGCAAUGACAGAUGAGGAAGAGAAUGCUGACAAAGAAAGAGUACAUGUAACUGCAGCCCUGGUACAGGAUGUCUGCACUGUCUGUAAUCCGAAGUCUUCUCCAGCUGACGAGGAGUUCCGAGUUCUAGUCAGAGAAGGUACGCAAAUCGACCCAUCUUUAAUAGAAGCGCCAGUUGUUGGAUGUAAUCCAUGUGUUCUUCAGUGUGAUUUACCAGGCUCUCCGCCAAUACCUACCACAACAACAAACAAACCAACAGGAAAGACGGUUUUUAAAAUAAAAAAGGAAAACCCAUCAAUCAAACCUUCCGGUAAAAACAAAAUAAAGAAGAAAUCUAAUGCUGGACUCGUCGUUGGGAUUGUAAUUUCGGUUUUAGCCCUUGUAUCUAUUGGAGUAGGAGCUGCAGUUUGGUACUUCCGGUUUAGAAAAUAA
Saccostrea echinata is the source of this 744-nucleotide messenger RNA. RefSeq lists its product as uncharacterized. The coding region runs from base 1 to 744 and encodes 247 amino acids. The transcript has 5 exons. The record is from RefSeq and is a predicted model, not a curated record. NCBI's taxonomy places the organism in Eukaryota, Metazoa, Mollusca, Bivalvia, Ostreida, Ostreidae.